Messenger RNA from Lolium perenne, 2041 nucleotides. Its product is annotated as probable polyol transporter 4. Gene Ontology annotation, molecular function: transmembrane transporter activity. NCBI's taxonomy places the organism in Eukaryota, Viridiplantae, Streptophyta, Magnoliopsida, Poales, Poaceae. Gene Ontology annotation, biological process: transmembrane transport. Gene Ontology annotation, cellular component: membrane. The record is from RefSeq and is a predicted model, not a curated record.
ACGACGACCAAAUCGCGUGCGUGCAGGCCGCGGAAAGUAGACAGAACGUGUAAAAAAGCUGUCUCGUCUCCUCCUCCCGCGGUCGUGUCUCUUCCUCCUCGCUCAGAUCUUGCAGAGGAGCGAGCAAGAAGCUCGGAAGCUCGGAGUGCGUAGGGUGAACCAUGGGGCUCCUGGGCGCGGAGCCGCCGGGUCCCAACGGCGGCAGGUUGCCGGGAUUCCUGGGCCGGCAGAACAAGUAUGUGCGCAUGGACGACGGCGUCGUGCCUCCGCCGGAGGAGCACGAGGGCGGCGAGGCCGUUCGUGCCGGCCGGAGCCGCAGCAGCACGAGAUACGUCUUCGCCUGUUCCGUCUUCGCCUCCCUCAACUCCGUGCUCCUCGGCUACGAUGUGGGAGUAAUGAGUGGGUGCAUUUUGUUCAUCCAGAGGGACCUGCACAUCACUGAGGUGCAGCAGGAGGUGCUCGUCGGCUGCCUCAGCUUCGUCUCCCUCCUCGGCAGCCUCGCCGGCGGCCGCACCUCCGACGCCGUGGGCCGCAAGCGCACCAUCGGCCUCGCCGCGGUCGUCUUCCAGGCGGGCGCCGUCGUGAUGACCCUGGCGCCCUCCUUCCGCGUCCUCAUGGCCGGCAGGCUGCUCGCCGGGGUCGGCAUCGGCUUCGGCGUCAUGAUCGCGCCCGUCUACAUCGCCGAGAUCUCCCCUGCGGCGUCCCGCGGCUCCUUCACCUCCUUCCCGGAGAUCUUCAUCAACCUCGGUAUCCUCCUCGGGUACAUCUCCAACUACGUCUUCUCGGGACUGCCCGACCACAUCAACUGGCGCGUCAUGCUCGCCGUGGGCAUCGUCCCGUCCGUGUCCAUCGUCUUCGCGCUCCUCGUGAUCCCGGAGUCGCCGCGGUGGCUCGUCGUGCAGGGCAGGGCCGCCGAGGCGCGCGCGGUGCUUCUCAGGGUGACCGACAGCGACGAGGAGGCCGACGAGAGGCUCGCGGAGAUCGAGGCGGCCGCGGCCGGCGCGGCGAGCUCGGGCGAGACGGUGUGGCGGGAGCUCUCGAGGCCGUCGCCGACGAUCCGCCGCAUGCUCGUCACGGGGCUGGGCAUCCAGUGCUUCCAGCAGAUCACGGGCAUCGACGCGCUGGUGUACUACAGCCCGACCAUCUUCCGGGACGCGGGCGUCAGCACCGAGAGCCAGCUCCUUCUGGCCACGGUCGCCGUCGGGUUCUUCAAGACGGCGUUCAUCGCGCUCGCCAUCGUGCUCAUCGACCGCGUCGGCCGGAAGCCGCUGCUGUACGUGAGCACGGUCGGCAUGACCGUCUGCCUGGUGCUCCUGGCGGCCACGCUCUGGCUGCUCGCGCACGGGGCGGUGCCCAAGGCCCUCGGCGUUGCCAUCGCCGUCGUGGCGGUGUGCGGCGACGUGGCCUUCUUCUCGGUGGGGAUAGGACCGGUGUGCUGGGUGACAAGCUCGGAGAUCUUCCCGCUCCGGUUGCGGUCGCAGGCGGCGGCGCUCGGCGCGGCGGUGAACCGAGUGACCAGCGGAGCCGUGGCCAUGUCUUUCCUGUCCGUGAGCCGAGCGUUGUCCGUCGCGGGCGCGUUCACCGUGUUCGCCGCCAUCUCGGCGCUGUCCGUGGUGUUCGUGCACAAGUUCGUGCCGGAGACGAAGGGCAAGACGUUGGAAGAGAUCGAGCUACUCUUUGGCGAGGGUGAGGCCGAGGGGGAGAGACGGGGCGAAGUGGAGCUCGGGGAUGCAGAACAUCUCGUGCGGAAAGCUUGAAGACACGUACGCCAGCCCUCUGAUGGGCAACUAUCAGAAUGUUUAGUUUCAGAAUGUGCAUUCCAUUUUGUUUAUUUAUUGGGUCCUUUAGGACAGGAAUUAUACAGUUAACAAUCGGCUCUAAUUUUAACAUUCUCACAGAACAAAAUGACAGUAGAACAGAAAUGAGAUAGUCCAUGCAGUAAUACUCCCGCCGACUCAUGCAGUAUUAGAAUUUGAAUGUAUAUAGGGGAAAUUCAAUUAGAUACUAUUCAGUGUCUAGAUAAAUCUAAAUUUAGAAAGUU